UCAUGAUAACGUACUGUGAUUCGCAUUUUUAUCGAAAAUUAAAUGUUUUCUCUGUUAAUACAAUGGUUUAGAGUGAAUAUUUAGCAGCAAUAAAUUCCCGUGCUAGUGAGAAACAAUUCGUAUAAGUAAUGGAGUCUUCGUGCACACGAUUUACUGCAGCGGAGGGUGGAGCCAGACUGGCAGCAUGCGCUGGCUCCAAAAAUAUUCUAGUGACGGAGCACACUGCCUUUAUAUCCACUAGUGUGCUCAUUGAGCAUGCUUAUAAGAUACGGGGCCCCCUAUCGUCAGGUAGCCAACGUUCAGUGUACAUCACCCGGCCAUCCCGCAUAGAAUGUGUCUCCCAUGAAUUGACCAUACUCACUGAUCUGUCGGUGAUCAAAGCGCAUGGGUUUGACGAUGUUGCUGAAUGGAGACAGGAGCUGGAAGUCAAAGAGGUCCUAGUGUGUACUUCUGAGGUGUUACAGAGAAUUCUGAAAGAGCAGAUUAUAAAAAUACCCAAUAUUAAUGUUCUGAUCAUAGACAGCUCCCAUCUCAUUUUUAAAGAUGAAAAUCUACAAUAUAUCAUGAAACUAUAUAAGCAAUGUGACGGUAUUAAACCUAGAAUAUUGGCCCUUACUUACCCACUAUUUACGGCUCCUAAAGACAUCAAUGAACAGAUAGACAAAAAUAUAGACCAUGAAAAAGAUACAGAUAAAAUGAAUGAAGAAAAUGGUGUAGAAAAAGAGAUAAAAGAUGAAGUUAGUGAGUUCAAUGAUUCAAAAGAUGACAUCGAUGAAGGCAUAGAUGUGAAAGAUAACAGUUAUGAUGAAGAUAAUGAUUCAAAAGAUACUGAUAGUGAAAAGCAACAGACAAAAGAUAGUGCUGAUAGAGAAGAUUCAAAAGAUAAGAUAAAGAUACAAAAACAACUUAUAAAAGAUAUAAAAGAAACUCUUCCUGAAGAUGAUAAUAAAGCGAUAGAUAAAAUAACUGAAAUUCAAGACACAGAAGAUAAAAGUUAUGUUGAAAAAGAUACUGACUGUAAACGAAUAUCAAAGGAUAUUGAAAAUCCUGCAAUGACAAAUCAAAAUUAUGAGGAAAUCAAUGAAAAAGACAAUAAAGACACCGAACCAAAAAAUACUGAUGAAAAGAUAGAUGAAAAUACUGAAAAAGUGAUAGAUUCAUCAAUUGAUAUUGAUGAAAGUAUAGAUAAAGAUGAUAAUGUUAUAGAUGACAUAAAAAUAGAAAUAGAUAACAUGGACGAUUUCAAUCUAUAUGAGAAAUUGGAAUGGAAGAUAGAAGAGUUAGAAAAAGAAUUGUGUUGUGAUAUGGAUUUGGCUGAAGAUAUUGAUGGUGGGAAGCGGCUCUCAGCGACUUUGACGAAGCCCAAGGAAUUAAUAGUUGAGUGUAACCCUAAACUGCCACCAGAAGACUUACCCAAGACUUACACAGAGCUGGAAGAUUAUAUGAGGAGCACUGUUAAUGCUGCGUUAGACUUUAUUGAUGAACACAGGUAUGAUCCUACGGAGAUAUAUGGCGACGACAUGUACGAGGAGUUUGCCAACAUCCCAGACCCUACGGCAGAACCUAAGCAUAUUUUGAAGGAGUUCCUGUAUGUUUUGGAUCAGUUGGGUCCAUAUGCAGCGGAUAAGGCAGCCUUUUCACUUCUAAUAAAACUAGAAAAACUCAAAAUCAAAGUUCCAUACGAAAGACAUUUUCUGCUACUAUGUCUAUGUACGACUGUGUUCGUUAAAAUAAGAUGUUACACUGAAAUCCUGUUCUCUAGAUAUGCCUCAGACUGGGACAAAAUAACUGCAUUUUCUACGCCCAAAGUUCUAAGACUAGCAGAAAUACUAGAACAAUUCCAACCACCUGAAAAUUUGAAGGAAACUGAAGCGAAAAAUUUAGUUGAUAGUACGAGAAAUAACAAUGAUAAUACUAUAAAUAGUAAUCAGAACAUAAAAGUUGUACCAACCGGUGUAAAUAUUAAUGAUAAUAAACAUAUACUUGAUAAUUGUGAAAAUGUUGAUAAGAAAAAUGUAAGUAAUCAAACAGUUGAUACUGAUAAAGAAAUGAAAAGAUCCAAAACGGAUGAACUAUUGAGUGCUAUAGAAAAAUGUGAUUUUGUAUCACUAGGGAACAAAAUCGAGGAUCGUGUUAACAUAUAUGAGGCUAACUUGAAAGAUUUAGAUGAUUUUGAUAAUACAAUCCAAUCAAAUACUGAAAUUAAAAUAAAUGAAGUUGAUAAUCAAGUUAUUGACAGCAAAAGUAAUGAAAGUAUUGAUCAUGAGAAUAUUGAUGCUGCAAAUGUUUGUAGUAAAGAUGAAAACAGUAAAAAUACUGUUGCUUGCAGUUUUGAUAAUGUCAUGGAUAGUGGCGGUACUAAAAUUGAUAGGGGAGAUAAAAAUACUUUUGAUCAUAGUGCUGGAAAUGUGAAUCUAAUGGAUAGUGUUCUAAAAGAUAGUGUUAUAAAUAAGAGUGGAAAUAAUGUUAAUAGUGAUAAAAAUACAUUUGGUAGUCCUUACAGAGACGUUAAAUAUAAUACUGAUGGUGUUAACAAAGAUAUUGAUAGUGUUAAAAAAAAUUGUGGAAGUGUAAAUGAUAGUGACAGAAGUAUAGUUGAUAGCAACAAGUUAGGGGUUGGGAAACGCCCAGGACACCGGAGUAGGGGUAGGGGUCGGCCACAAAGGGGUAAUGUGAACAAAAUGCAACAGUCACAGCAAAAUCCGGAUGCUUUGUGCGGGAUUAUAUUUGUGAAGGCGGCGCUUAUGGCGAAGAUUAUGUUCAUGAUGAUUGUGGACAUGUCUCGAUGUCGUCUGUCUCUGUCACACCUAUGCGCUCAAUACUGCGCGUCAGAGGGAGAGGGGAGGGACUGCCAGAAAGAGGGCAAGAAACAAGAGGAGGUUUUGAAAAAGUUUCGUAUGCACGAAUGCAACCUUUUGCUCGCGACGUCGGUUUUGGAAGAGGGCAUCGAUUUGCCGAGAUGUAAUCUCGUUGUGAGAUGGGAUGUACCACCAUCCUAUCGCUCACACGGGCUCUGCAGGAGCCGCGCCAGAGCCCCCCGGGCUUCGGUCGCCUUACUCGCCUCAACGGAGUCCCAGAGCGAAGCCCUAUUACACAAUCUGGCUGUUUAUAAGGAGCUUGACCAGAUAAUAACUAGAAAAUGUGGCUGUGGGAUUCAAUUUGAACCACCCCUGGAGGAAGAGAAUCAUGCAGACUCCCUAGCGUUUAUUGUUAAACCAUAUACACCAGUAACUUUAACUCAAAAUGGUACAACCACAACUCAAAAUGGUACUUCUAAUAAUAUUAGUCAUGGUAACUCCGAAAUGUUUGGUAAAAAUGAUGAAAAUAGUGAAAAUAUACAUGAAAAUGUUAAAAAAGUUAGCAUAAAAGAUCAUAGAAAUGAAACCGAUAGUAAUCUACAUGGUAAAAAGAUAGAUAUUGGAGUUACCUGUACCAGUUUUGAUGAAACAAAUAGAGAAAUUAAUGAAAACUUGAAUGAAAUAAGUGUAAGUAAUCUAUCCAAUAGAAAUACAUUUGCUGUAAUAACAGAUAAGGUUAGUGAUAAAAACCAAUAUGUAGAAACAGUCAUUGGGUUGGAAGGUAGCAGCAACUCAUAUAGAAACGCUAAACCCAAUGUUAUAGAUAGUAAUAUUUUAGCUAAUAAUGAAAUUUUAAAAACAUUAACAAACAUACCUCAAAAUGAAAACAAUGUUGCUAAUAGGUUAAGUAAAAUUGACGAAGACAUUUUAAAUGUAACUGAAUUGAAUAAAGAUGAGUUAACUACCAAAGACCGUAACUCUAAUCGAAAUAUUUUUAGUGAACAUGGUGUAAAUAUUGAUCCUAGUGUAAAUAAUGAAAAUGUAAAUAUUGACAUUAAUGUAAAUAGUGGAAAUGAUUUUCGAAGACAUGAAAUUGAUGAAAAUAAUGAAAUUAUUGAUGAAAAUCAUAGAAAUAAUGACGAUUUGAAUGCUAUGAACCAGAAUAUGAGCAUUUUAAACGAAUUUAAUGAAAAUGUAAACAAUGAAAAUGAAAUUAUUGAAAAAUGUACAGUAGAAAUUAAUAGCCCGAUAAUUGAAAAUGAAUUUGAUGAAAUUGAUAAUAGGGUACGAGAUGAAAAUGGAACAAAUAGCCAUGAAAAUGAAAACAAUGAAAUAAUUGAUGAAAAUCAAAGAAAUAACGACGGGAUUGAUGCAAUCAAACAGAAUAUGAAUAUUUCAAAUGAAUUUAAUGAUAAUGUAAAUAAUGACAAUGAAAAUAAUGAAAAAUGUAUAGCAGAAAUCAAUAGCCCUAUGACAAUUGAAAAUAGUAACAAGGAUAGACAAGAGAAAAUCAAUAAAAAUCAUGAAGAAAUUAAAGAAAUAGUUAAUGUGAAUAAACUGCAUGAAGAAAAUUUUGAUAUAGAAACUAAAAAUAGUGAAAAAAUAGUUGAAGAAACUAAUCUAAGUAACAAAAAUCUAGGUCUUACAGAAGAUGACAGUUAUUCUAGUAAAGAAAUUACUUUAGCUGAUAAAAAUCUAGAUUUUAGAGCUCUUGAUGUAUUAGACAUAGAUAAAGAUUUGAAUCAUGAAAAUCUAGUCUUGACAGAGGAUAAAGAGAGAAAUUGUAUUGAGAGUAAUGUGAAAUAUGAAGGUGUAAAGUUAGAGUAUAAAUUAAGUGAUAGUAAAAAGGAAGAAAGCGUUGCAAGCGUGGAUUUGAAUUCGGCUAUUGCACUAAUUAAUAGGUACUGUGGUAAGCUUCCAUCGGAUACGUUCACCCGGCUCGCACCGCAAUGGUGGAUGGAGCAGGUUCGACUCCCGGACAGGGACGGCACGCUGUGCCCGGCCUACGUGUGCACUCUGCGACUGCCGCUCAACUGCCCCGUCAAAUACAAUAUAGUUGGUCACCCCAUGCCGACGCGCGUGCUAGCUCGCAGAAUGGCGGCGCUACAAGCGUGCAGGAUUCUGCAUAAGUCGGGGGAGCUAGACAACCAGCUGAUGCCUAUAGGUAAAGAAAACUUCAAGGCGGCGGAACUAGAAAACAACGUGGCUUGCAAUGAGCCGCCCGAUACUAGCGACUGCGCCAGACCUGGCACCACCAAACGAAGGCAGUACUACUUUAAACGGACAGCCUGGGCAUUUACGGACUGCCAAGCGAUUAUAGACGCUACCGACUCGGAAAUAGAGGACAAUCCUACGCUCGAAAACCCAAUCACCGAAGAGACGGCCAAAGGUGGCAGCAACAUUCUAUACGCAAUAGUGUCGCGUCUGUGGUGUGCGUUACCGGAGCGAUACAACACGCGGGGCAGAAGACUGCACGCACCGCAAAACGCGCCACAAGCAAUAGGCGUGCUCAUGGCUAGGAGGGAACCCACACAGCUACAAAUCCCGGCGUUCCCCGUGUACACGCGGUCGGGCGAGGUGCGCGUGUCGGUGGAGCCGGCGUUGCAGGCGGACGUGCGUCUGAGCCCGCGCAGAGCCAGGCUCAUACGCAGAUUCAUGCGUUUUGUGUUCUCGGACGUCCUGCGCGUGCGCCGCCGUGGGAUGAAGCUACAGACUGAAGGGACCACGCACAACAACUAUUAUAUAGUGCCUACUGUUAAAAAAUCUCGAUGGGACGGUACAUCCUGGAUCGAUGUGGAUUGGCCGUUUUUGGAACUGAUAUACAAACACACAGAAGACAAGAAGAUGUUGGAUAUAGAGAAACCUAUGCUUUGGGAGCAGGAUGACAAGAAACGAGAGAAAGAGAAGGAUGGCAAAGUGAGGAAGAUGGAGAAUCCUUUGUUGAAGCCUGGAGAAGUUUUCUCGUUCGAUGCGGAGAAGUAUAAGGAAGCGGUGGUCACUCCAUGGUAUAGGAACCAGGACCAACCACAAUUUUUCCUGGUAGCGGAGAUUUGUUGGAAGCUGUCUCCGGAUUCCGCGUUCCCUUCCGCGCAGCACGACAGCUUCCGCUCCUACUACCGCGCCAAGUAUGGCGCGGAGUUGACACAAAGUUGUCAGCCAUUGCUCGACGUAGACCAUACCAGCGCGAGAUUGAACCUCCUGACUCCCCGAUACGUAAACCGCAAAGGCGUAGCUUUACCGGUAUCCUCAGAAAGAACGAGACGCGCCAAAAGGGAUAGAUUAGACCAGAAACAAAUCUUAGUGCCAGAACUAUGUCGAGUACAUCCCUUUGCUGCACCACUCUGGUUCGCUACCGUCGCUUUACCCUGUGUAUUAUAUAGGAUAAACGCUCUGCUAAUAGCAGAUGAGAUUAGACGGGCAGUUGCAAUAGAUGUUGGGCUGGGCAUUCCCAGGAUAGACGAGCAGACUUGCCCCGGCUUCCAGUGGCCUCCAUUAGACUUUGGCUGGAGUCUUGCUGAGGUACUAAGCGCUGAUUCGGAGAAGAUUGAGAAGAAAAAAGACGAAGAUGAAUCGAAACAAGACGAAAAUGGUGAAGAGUUAAUAGAAAAAGAGAAACAGGAAGAGUUAGAAGAAGAAAAGGGAGAAGUGAAAGAGAAAACGAUAAACGACAUACUGCAAGAGAAGUUGGAUGCUGAAAACGGUUUCGAGAUUGGUACUUGGAGCAAUGACAUGGCAUCUUCAAUACCUCAGGCGGAGUACGAUGAGUUUUUGGAGCCUUUACCUUCCAACCUCACCUUCUGUACUUCUUCAUCAGGAGGUGCAAAUUGGUCGGACCCUAUUGAGAAGCCAAAAGGACAAUUUAACCCAUCCCGGGCGUAUUCAGUGGCGGACAGCGAUUGUUCCUAUGUAUCCAGUGAUUUCGAUACCGACGACUCCGAUAUGUCGGACUGCAGUGACGACGACACGGAUACGACUGGCUUUUGCAGCAGUCGAAACUCCAAUGCGGCAAUGGGGGUCCGAAUCGAAUACAAGACCGCUCACGAAGCGGAAGCCGUGGACCUUGAGCGGCGGCAACCCAUCGCCCCCGCGCCGCAACCAGACAAGCUUGACGACGAGCGAGAUCUGACGGAGUAUACACGCGUCUUGAGAGCAGGGGUCCCACCGAUGGAGUAUGUAUAUAAUUUCCGAAAAUCAGUCGCAAAACAUAAAAAAGAAAUCAAAGAAAACGGUAAUUUAAUAACCAAAGACAGACCCAUCGUAGACCUACUACCAGAACCUGCCAAAGAAGUAGAAAAAAAUUCAAAUACAUCUAUCAAAGACAAACUAGUUAAUCACAACAAAGCUAACGAAAAUCUAAUACAUGAUGAUAUAAAUGAUAAAGAAAAUGCAAUUAUAAGUCCAGAAGAAGAAAAGAAAAUAGAUAUACUUGUAAAUGAAUUCGAAAUAAGUAAAGAACUAAAUGAAUCAAAUUAUAAAAUGAAUCCUGUACAUGAAGUUGGAUUAAAAUGUGAUACUAUUGUAUCGGAAAAUGUAAAUACGGGUACGCAAAGUGAUAUAAAAGACAGCUUGGAUAACAUCUGUGAUAACAUCUGUGAUAAUAGAACAACUAUGAAAAGUUUAACUACGAAAAACCAGGUUGAUGAAAAAUUAAGACGAGAAAAUUGCAAAGAUCAUGAUGUCAAAGAAAAUCUAGAUAUUGUAAAUAAAGAGACAUUGAAAUGUAACGCAAGCGAUGAAAAAAUAAAAAGUACUUUUCUUUCUAAUCAUAAUAGAAAAGAACUUAAUGUAAAUACUGAGGAAUGUUCUCUUAUUAAAGAUACAGAAAUCUUUGAAAGCAAAAGAAAAGAUGAUCCAAAAAUAAAUGAGUUCCAUAGAAAAAUAGAUAAGACGAAGAUUAUAGAUAACAAAACAAAAAUAGAUAAUAAAGAGUGUUUAACUAAAAACAUAGACAAAACAAAAAUAGCAGAUGAUUUAAAAACCAAAAUACAAGAAAUGUUUCCAUACAACAAUGUAAUAGACUUAACAAAUGAAGAAAUAACUUUGGAAACUAUUGAGAAAAACAAAAGAUAUUUACUGGCUGAACUGAAAAAGUCUUUGCCAGAUGAAGAAAUUAAAAAAUUAAACUGCUUCUCAAUGAAAGACGUUGACAUAGAUUCUCCAGAAUUUGUCAAUGAAAAGGUAGUCAAUAUAGGAUUUGAUUCGAAGGAAAAGUAUCAAGAAAUAGUCAAUAGUUGGUCAGACGUGAACGAAUAUAAGCCUUAUUAUAUGGACGGUAAGGGUCAAAAUGGAGAGGAAUUCGAUUUUGAUUAUCAGCCAGAUUUGAAGGGGCAUCCUGGGCCGAGUCCUAGUGUAAUUUUACAGGCAUUAACAAUGUCAAACGCAAAUGACGGCAUAAACCUAGAACGUCUGGAGACCAUAGGCGACAGUUUCCUGAAGUUUGCCAUCACUGCAUACUUGUACUGCGCACACCCCGCUGUGCAUGAAGGCAAACUGUCGCAUAUGCGCAGCAAACAGGUUUCAAAUCUGAACCUAUACAGGUUGGGUCGCAACAAGCGACUGGGGGCAAGAAUGAUCGCAUCCAAGUUUGAACCCCAUGACAACUGGUUACCACCCUGCCACAAACCCCCGCCUACACUACAACCUAGCCUUACUGGUGACACGAAAGAGCCGAUGCAGAAUCCAGACGCGCCGGUCGACAGUACAGGGUGUUUCAUACCUUACAACCUGAUCACACAACAUAGUAUACCAGAUAAAUCAAUAGCAGAUUGCGUGGAAGCACUAAUAGGUGCCUAUCUAUUAGAGUGCGGUCCCAGGGGUGCUCUGCUGUUCAUGUCUUGGCUGGGCAUCAGAGUGCUGCCCAGCCACACCCUGCCUCUGCCCGAUAACCAUCCCUAUGUGAUCCGCGCGCAAACUGAAAAAGUGGAGGAAAGCAAGAUCGUACAGAAACCGGUAACGUCCAAACCCGUGGAGCCAAUAUCAUCAGACUCGUGCUGUUCUGAUGAUGAGGAGACUGACCCUGAGUUAAGUGCCCCAGAACCGGAUUGGGGCUGGCCUGGCAGACCUGUGGGGGCUUUGAGGCCUUACCGGGACAAAGAGGGGAGGUGGAUGCAGCCCAUCUUCGGUGAGCUGAAGGCGCCCCCGUCACCACUUUUGCGAUACAUUGACGACCCUGAAGGGGAAUUGGAACAAAUGUUAUCUGGUUACGACGCGUUGGAGAAAACCCUUCAAUAUCGGUUCAGGGACCGUUCUCUGCUGCUACAAGCGCUAACUCACGCUUCGCAUCAGAAAAACCGGCUUACAGACUGCUAUCAGAGACUGGAGUUCCUUGGAGACGCUAUAUUGGAUUACCUCAUAACUCGUCACCUAUACGAGGACCCGCGGCGUCACUCGCCCGGCGCGCUCACGGAUCUGCGCUCAGCAUUAGUCAAUAACACCAUCUUUGCCACACUCGCUGCAAGACAUGGAUUCCACAAGUACUUCAGACACAUGUCGCCAGGUCUAAACGAAGUUUUGACCAAAUAUGUCAAGAUUCAAGAGGAGAAUGGCCACUCUAUUAGUGAAGAGCACUACCUGAUCCAAGAGGAUGAAAUGGAGCAAGCUGAAGAUGUGGAAGUGCCAAAAGCUCUCGGGGAUUUGUUCGAGUCGGUUGCUGGUGCUAUCUUUUUGGAUUCAGGAAUGUCCCUGGGUGCAGUUUGGAGGUCGGUGGGUGGAUUACUGGGUGCAGAGUUGGAUGCGUUCAGCGCGGCCGCACCCAAGUCACCCGUCAGAGAACUAUUGGAGGCCGAACCUGACACCGCUAAGUUUGGUAAACCGGAGCGCUUAGCGGACGGCCGUCGCGUCCGCGUGUGUGUCGAGGUGUUCGGCCGCGGCGCGUUUAAAGGCAUCGGCCGAAACUACCGCAUCGCGAAGGGCACUGCCGCGCGCUGCGCUCUGAGGCAUCUCCGGACCCACAAGCCCAGGUAGCGGACACCGAACCUGGGACCAACGGAGGUUGACUGUUAAAACAAGUAGUCAUCAUCAUCAUCAGCCCGUGGACGUCCACUGUUGGACAUAGGCCUUCCCCAAAGAGCGCCACCACACCCGGUCCUCAGCCUUCCUCAUCCAGCCACAUCCCGCCAGCCGCUUUAUAUC
Messenger RNA from Maniola jurtina (meadow brown), 9929 nucleotides. RefSeq names its product endoribonuclease Dcr-1 (gene Dcr-1). Gene Ontology annotation, cellular component: RISC complex; nucleus; cytoplasm. Lineage: Eukaryota; Metazoa; Arthropoda; Insecta; Lepidoptera; Nymphalidae. Bases 129 to 9761 code for a protein of 3210 amino acids. Gene Ontology annotation, biological process: pre-miRNA processing; apoptotic DNA fragmentation; siRNA processing. Gene Ontology annotation, molecular function: protein binding; RNA binding; ribonuclease III activity. The transcript is spliced from 44 exons. The record is from RefSeq and is a predicted model, not a curated record.